AGAAGAAGAUUCAACUUUUAUUGUUUUCUAUUUAUGGAAGAAGAACCGAAACCAGAGAUCUGGAACAAAGAGAAUAAAAAAUGAUGAAAAAAUGUUCAAAAUGGGUUUCUUCAGAUCUUCAUUGGAAGCUUUUACUCUUGAUUCUUCCUCUACUUUCUCUCCUUUUUUACCUUUCUCUUUCCUCCAUUUCCGCCAUAGCCAGUAACACUUUUUCCACUUUUGCCCCUCUCAACUCUUUUUUCAACAAUAACGCCCCUGUUCCUCCGCAUCCGCCGGUUUUUACGAAUCAAACCGGCUUAGAUCGGUCUGAGCCUCUGUUUCCGCCGGUUUUUUUGAAUCGAUCGGUAACGAAGGAGGAGUUGAACCGGUCUAGAAUUGCUGUGUGUAUAGUGGGUGGGGCUCGUAGGUUUGAACUAACUGGGCCUUCUAUAAUACAGAAAAUUCUGAAAGAGUAUCCGAAUUCUGAUCUGUACCUUCAUAGUCCGUUGGAUUCUAAUGCCUACAAGCUUUCCUUGUUAAAAAAUGCUCCUCGAAUCUCCGCCAUUAAAAUUUUCAAGCCUAAAACCAUUAAAGAGACUGAGUUUCAGGUCCGAGUUCUCAGUGCUCGUGGCUCACCUAAUGGUAUUCAGGGCCUCCUGCAAUAUUUCAACCUGGUUGAGGGUUGCUUGACGAUGAUUCAAGCCUACCAGCACAAGAACAACUUCACUUAUGAUUGGAUAAUCCGUACCCGAGUUGAUGGAUACUGGAACUCUCCACUAUCACCCGAGGACUUCAUUCCCGGUGCCUAUUUAGUCCCUUCUGGUUCAUCCUACGGUGGCUUAAAUGAUCGCUUUGGCCUUGGUGACUACAACACUUCUGUAGUUGCUCUUUCACGGCUCUCCUUGAUUCCUGAGUUGGAUGCAGCCAGAUACCAUCUCCUCAACUCCGAGGGUGCAUUCAAGGCCCAACUGACUAUCCACAGAGUUCCCUACAUCUCUAAGCGCCUCCCAUUUUGUGUUGUAUCAGAUCGUAGCUAUGAUUUUCCACCACCCCGUUUUGGUGUUCCAGUAGCAGCACUUUCUAGUCCAGGCCCAUUAAGUGGUGCCAAGUGCCGGCCUUGCACACCUCCGUGCACUCACCACUGCGUUGGCCUCAUGAUGAACAAACUGUACAGAGGAUGGAGCUGGACCGACUGGGCCAAUAGCACCCUUCAGCUCUGUGAUGCCCAUGCUGAGUGGGAGAGUGGUUGGCAGAAAAUAUUCGACCAAGUGGCCGGUAAUAAACUAGCUGCAGCGAGACAACGAGUUGAAAAUCUAAAAAUGGAGCAGUGUGUGAAAGAUUUCGCGGAAUUAAUGAAAAAAACUGCUUAUUGGGAGGCUCCUCCAGUGUCUCAAAUUUGUCGAUUGGGUUUAUCAGUGCCCGUCUAACCUCGAAACAAAUAGCCAAACCCAUUAUAGUAUAGGUAAACUAUGUAUAGUUUUCUUGCCUCCCACGCAGUUUUUUCUACGUAUG
This is a messenger RNA of Solanum verrucosum, 1491 nucleotides long. RefSeq lists its product as uncharacterized. NCBI's taxonomy places the organism in Eukaryota, Viridiplantae, Streptophyta, Magnoliopsida, Solanales, Solanaceae. The record is from RefSeq and is a predicted model, not a curated record. The transcript has 2 exons. The coding region runs from base 81 to 1406 and encodes 441 amino acids.